AUGCGAUGGCCUUUUGCCGCGUAAAUUUAUGCCAGUUUGUGAGGAAUUCAACGCGAAAAAUAGCCUCGAACAUGUCGGACCAAAGCCAAAAACGAGGAGCAUUUAUAGUUUUCGAAGGCUGUGAUCGAGCGGGCAAAACAACGCAAUGCAAACAGCUGGUUGAACAGCUCACGAGUGCCGGAUACAAGGCAAAGUUUAUGAAUUUCCCGGACCGAUCCACGCAAUAUGGGCAGCUGAUAGACCGCUAUCUCACGCGGAAGGAUGAUAUCGUAGACCAAGGAAUUCACCUGCUCUUUACACUGAACCGGUGGGAGAUGCUCUGCGAGAUGGAACGCCAGCUGAAGAGCGGUGUCACAUUGAUCGUCGAUCGGUACUCCUUCUCGGGGGUUGCCUUCAGCGCUGCCAAAGGAUUGGACAUGGAAUGGUGCAAAGCACCCGAGGCAGGCCUGUUGAAGCCGGACCUAGUGAUCCUGCUGACGAUGACGGCCGAGGCGCUAGCGAAACGCGGUGGUUUCGGUGAUGAACGAUACGAGAUACCGGAACUGCAGACGAAGGUCAUGGAAAAGUACAUGCAGCUAAAGGACGAUCGCUAUUGGAAGGUGUUAAGCGCCGACAAACCGUUCGACGAGCUAACGAAGGAAUUGUAUGCCAUAGUCCUGAACGUGAUGGAUAGUUCCGGCGAACGGAGUUUAGAGAGGCUUUGGUAAAUGGAAUGGAACGCCCGUUAUCGUCCUUUCAAUGUUAAUUUUAUGAAGAAGAGCAAGUACAAUGCCAAGCAUUUCCGGAAGGCCUUUUUAGGAAAAACGUGAGCGAAGAGUCGCGCAGUGCCUUCCACGCGGACCGAGCGGAUGAAGAUCGUUGUGCUUAUUAUCGGAAUCAACCGGGUAAAGUUGAAUGAAACAAGAGGAAGGAAAGUGUAUCAAGACUUUAAAUAAAU
Molecule: messenger RNA, 937 nt
Organism: Anopheles aquasalis
Lineage: Eukaryota; Metazoa; Arthropoda; Insecta; Diptera; Culicidae
Biological process (GO): dTDP biosynthetic process; dTTP biosynthetic process; dUDP biosynthetic process
Cellular component (GO): cytoplasm; mitochondrion; cytosol
Molecular function (GO): dTMP kinase activity; nucleoside diphosphate kinase activity; ATP binding
Source: RefSeq, a predicted model, not a curated record